UCCCAUGAGAGCUUCCUGGUUCUCGCGAAGUCUGUGAGCCGCUGUGUGUGUGUGGGAUUAGAGAGAGACAGACAGACAGACAGACAGAUAAACAGAGUUAGCGCUCGCGGACAGGUGAGCGCAGUGCGCGCAGACGCUGGACGUGCACGCGUGCGAAGGUGACGGUGUGGGUUGCUACCGGAAGUGAGCGCGCGCCGGUCAGGUGGGACGCGGCGGAACCGCUCAGGUGGCACAGACAGGUGAGAGCUGAGAGCAGUGAGACAGACAUACAGCCAGAGUGGACCAGCUGAGUGUUUAUGCAAUUUCAGUAAGUGUGGCGAUGUCUCCUGGAGAGGACGGUCUGAUCGGAAUCCCAUUCCCUGAACAUAGCAAUGAGCUGUUGUCCCGCCUCAAUGCUCAGCGCCGUUCUGGCCUACUCUGUGACCUCACAUUGACCUCCCGUGGUGCCCGUUACCCCACACACCGCGCUGUCAUGGCUGCCGUCAGCCUCUAUUUCCGACGGCUGUUUGGGGCAGAGGAAGUGGGUGAGGCUGGUGAGGUGAGUGAAGGCUGCAGUGUGUGCCAGCUGGACUGUGUGACCCCAGAUGCUCUGGAUGCUCUUCUAGAGUUUGCCUACACAGCUACAUUAACCAUCCGCUCAUCUGGCAUGCGUGAGGUCCUUGAGGGCGCACAGCUGCUUGGCAUCCAAUGUGUGGCAGAUGCCUGCCGCCACAUCUUAGGUGAGGUGGGGGACACUGGUGACCUGGGCGGGGAGGGUGGGGAACCGGGUGGAGGGGGGCAGUUGGGUGUGGCCAACAAGGAAAGAGCAAGUCAUGUUGAGAAUGACCAGAAGACACCGUCACGCAGGAAACAAGACCGACGCAAUGUAGAGAAGGCAGCAUCCCCAGUACGGCUGGCUUGGAACACACGACCCCAGGAGGACAAACCUAAAUGUGAAGCUCCACCUACUCCUGAACACAAACCCCGCCCACCAAAGUAUGGAGCUUCACAAGGUGCUCAGCAGGUGGUGCUCAUGAAUGGAGGAACACCUUGGGAUCCACAGCUGGCUCAGGAGGAGGAGGAGGAGUCAAAACCUGAAGGGCUCACGCCUUCUCCGAACCACACCCCCUCUCAGACGGAAACAGCAUUGGGUGGAGCAGUAGAGGGAGUAGGCAAGAAGAGGAAGUCUCAAGCUCCUCAGCAGUGUCCUGUCUGCCAGAAGAUCAUCCAUGGAGCAGGAAAACUUCCACGUCACAUGAGGACACACACAGGCGAGAAACCUUUCCAGUGUAUGACCUGUGGUGUGCGUUUCACAAGGAACGAUAAGCUGAAGAUCCACAUGCGGAAACACACGGGCGAGCGGCCGUAUUCCUGCACCAGCUGCCCUGCCCGUUUUCUGCACUCCUAUGACCUGAAGAACCACUUGUCCUUGCACAGUGGGCUGCGGCCCUAUGAGUGCCCCCUCUGCCACAAAGCCUUCGCCCGUGAGGAUCACCUGCAGCGCCAUCGCAAGGGCCUUGCCUGCCUUGAGCAUCCACGUCUGGAUCUCCGCCCACGCCAUGCUCGUCAUGCUGCCUCUCCGCACUCUCCACUAUCUCCAGCAUCAUUAUCUCCGACAUCAUCAUCAUCUACUGCACCACACUUCCUGUUCCGUCAGGAAGCGGAUAACCUGGCCACUCCACCACAUGGGCCAUUGAUCUCUGGAGGAAUGGCAUAUUCCAGAAUCCUCCAUUGGAGGGGGGGAACAGGAUGGAGGGAAGAUGAGGAAGAGUCUUAGUGUGUGUGUGUGUGUGUGAGAGAGAGAAAGAGAGAGAGAGACUAUACCACUAAUUACAUACCUACUUAAUGCAAAAAGUAACCAAAAGUCUUAACAAAAUGAAUCUGAACAGAGAAACAGGUUAUUUUUUUCUUUCUUUUCGUACUGUCUUUCUAAAAUGUGCUUAAUUUUGUUUUCAUGUAUAUCGCUGGAACAUCAGGGCUUUGAUCUUUGCACAUUGUUUUCAACUUUAAUCUUUAAACAUGUAAAUGAAUGAUAAGUGAUAGAUUUAUGUUGUUAAUAUAUUCAGGGUGAAAUAUAAAAUUAAAUAAUACUGUGAGUUUAGGGUAAAAAGUGUAGGGAGAGUGUGUAAGAUUUAUGGUGUUUAAACAAUGCUGUUUCAUUGAAUUAGAAAAUAUCUUUAAGAUUGUGUUUAAAUGCCAUGGUGAGUGGUUUAUCAGUGAGACCUUGUGGUGUGAAACAGAACUGCACUUCUUCACUCCACUACUGUUUAAAAUACACCUUUAUCUCAGCCACUGCCCUAACCCCUCACAAAUGUAUAUAUUUAGUGUAUAGCCACCUGGGUGUAUAUGAGAACACACACACACAAAAUUAAUUAUAAUUGCAUUUAUUUAAAUUUUGUUUAUUUUUAGGUUGGCUUGACAGAACCAACAUUCUGUAUUUCUUUUUUGUUUCUGCAAAAUUCUGCAAUUUGAGCCAAAAAAUCAGGCAGGAUCAAAGAUCCUUUACAGGAAUAUCAUGCUUUUGGGAAAGAUUGGAAUUUUGUUUGCCAUGUAGCAAUGCUCCAGAAUGUAUUUAUGUUCCAUGUAUAGGAACACACUGAAAAUGUUUUCUUGGUUGUUCUUUCAGCCUUUCUUUACUCUGCUAUGAUGAAGACUAUUAAAACAUUAUUGCUUCACCUCCUGAAGCCCUAACAACUACCAGGGACCCCAUAACAGCUACCUAGCAAGACCUCCCUAACGUGUUUAGUAUAACAACCUCUAAACAUAUUUAACCUUUACAUCUUUUAAGCUUUUAGACUUUUUCAUCUUUACACUCAAAUUAACGUUGCAUAUUUUUGCAUUUUGAAGUCAACGACAACAGAAUAUUUAAUGUCGUUCAACAAUUUUAGCAUGUUUAGCGUAGUCUGUCAAGCCAAUGUUAAAGCUCAUUCACAAACUUUAGCCUUCUAGUUUUUUUCCUUUGUACUUGCUAACUUUUAACAUUAGCACCAUUAGACCUGUAAAAUCCAGUUAAAAUGCAAGUUGUACAAUACUAGCUGAAGUGAUUCCACACCCAAAGUUCAGUAUUUCUACACAUUAUUGACAUUAUCUUGCUAACUGUAUGAGAACUAGCUUCCAUGAUAACUAGUCAGUGUGCUAAUUAGCAUCUUGUACAAAAAGGAUUAUUACUACCAAGCAUGUCAAGUGACAGUGAGUGUGCUAGAUCUCCAGCAGCAUAUUAUAAUAAAUGGUAUAAUGAUAAAUGGUUUUAAAAAAUGUUUUGUUUGACAAAUGUUUUAAGUGAUAAAACAAUACAAUAAUAAAGUUAUGGAGUGUCCAAUAAAGUAGCCAAGAGCACUCUGGUUGAGAGAAAAUAUUAACAGCUUUUUUAAUAUUAACUAGCUAGCAUGCUAAUUACCUGAUGAUACUUUAGCAAGAUGGACGAGGGAAAAGUGUGUGAGUGGAAGUGUUAAAAACAGGACUGGUAGAGUGCACAAUGAGUUUAGUGCUUAAACUGGUAAAUCUCUGUUCUUUAUUAUUAUUAUUAUUAUUAUUAUUAUUAUUAUUAACAAGAAGUUCAUGUUACUUCCUCUGUAGAUUUGUGUUAACUUUAGAGCUGUCUGUGGUUUUAUUUAUUAGUUUAAUAUUUAAUCUUUGUUUAAUAUUUGUUUUUAAAACACACACACACACACACACACACACACACACACACACACUUGUUUGUCUCUCUGUGGCUAUUCAUGUCCCAGUGAGGAGGUUAGUGAUAUAAUCCAUCAGGGAGUGUUCCUGUCUCACACACUAACAUUCAUGUAGAAAAUUUAUCCAUCAUGCAUCGUGUGUCCAUCAUGCACUAACUUUUACUUCCUGUGGCGGAGUUAAUGCUUUAUGGUGGUCACAGAACUGUUGAUGGUGGAACUUGCUCUACUGAAUGCCACUGAUCUUCAAGAAACAACCAACCUCUUAUCUUCCACUUUAGCCUUCCUUCAAGUUUUUGGCUCUUCAGACAAUUUGAGGACGUUUCUCCAGUGGUUCCACAGCUCUGUGGUUCUGAUUAAUAGUUCUGUUAAUACAGUUAAUACAUUAAUACUUAUGCUAUAAGUCCAUUCUUACCAAUUUCUUACAUUUCUGAGUUGUUUUUUCUGUUUUUUUUUUUUUUAGUUAAAUUUACAUGAAAAAAAUUAUUUGAAUAACUGAAUCUGUUAUGUGUGUUUUAAAGAAAACCUUUAGAGCUGUGUGAGUGAAAACUUAAAUUUCUCAGGAAUUAUAAAGCAAUGCACUGAAACAAGUAUGUAAAUGGGAAUGCAAAUGAAUAUGCAAAUGAGAGAUGGAUAUUAUUGUCUCUUGUAAUCUUUUGUGGAAUGCAGAUGAUAAUACGAUAUUUUAAAGUCCUAAAUGAAUGAUUAGAUAUGUUUAUAUGAUCUAUUAUAGAGUUAUAGUUUAUUACAACAAAAAAAAAGUUGGUGUUAAUUAGGGAAUAAACAUAUAUCUUUAUCACUGUUGUAUGAACAGAUAUAAUUACAUGUGUAAACAUACAUGGUUAAUAAACAGAAGAUAUUCUAG
Tachysurus vachellii is the source of this 4518-nucleotide messenger RNA. It is a transcript of the gene zbtb7b, whose product is annotated as zinc finger and BTB domain containing 7B. The coding region runs from base 320 to 1756 and encodes 478 amino acids. Gene Ontology annotation, biological process: regulation of transcription by RNA polymerase II; positive regulation of gene expression. NCBI's taxonomy places the organism in Eukaryota, Metazoa, Chordata, Actinopteri, Siluriformes, Bagridae. The record is from RefSeq and is a predicted model, not a curated record. Gene Ontology annotation, molecular function: RNA polymerase II cis-regulatory region sequence-specific DNA binding; DNA-binding transcription factor activity, RNA polymerase II-specific; protein binding. The transcript is spliced from 4 exons.